CCUUUUUCCUGUGUUACUCCGCCGUGGCGGAAGUAAGUUGUAUCGCUGAGGCCUCAUCCUUCCAAUGGCGACUGCAAACAGGCUGAAUAGAAAGCGGGAGCAACCGUGGAGGGGGGUCAGCGACGUGUAACCGAAAUUAAAUAAAUAUAUCUGAUUUUUCUUUAGCCAUAAAGUUAGUCUGAAGAUCACUCCACCUCUCCAAAUCACGGCCGUUUCCAUGGCCAAAAGUCGGAACAUUUCGCUCCUUGAGUCGGAGCUCUAUUACUUGAUUUCUCGUUUCUUAACAACGGGUCCGUGUCGGAGAGCGGCUGAGGUCCUAGCAAGUGAACUCGAAGAAUAUCAGCUCUUACCGGGAAGAUUGGACUGGCUGGGAAAUGAACACCCUAGAACAUACGAAGAUGUGGUUGCUGCCAACAGACAUGUUGCACCCGAUCAUUUGCUACAGAUAUGUAAGCAAAUUGGACCACUCCUCGAUAAAGAGGUCCCAUCGUGUGUCCCAGGUGUGCACUCUCUCCUGGGGUCUGGAAAGCAGUCCAUGCUUCGGACUGCAAAAGACUGUGACGGUGUGCAGCUCAAAGCUUCAUCAUAUGCAGCCCUUCAUCGGGGCAGACCACCAGAGAGGCCUUUGAACCAGAAGCAACCUCCACAUCAAGUGAAGGUACAUCGAGGGAGGGAGCUGACUGGAGUACAGCGUUUUAGCUCCAUCAGUCCUGUCAGCACAUAUGAGCACAUGCGCCUGCACAGGCGGAUCCUGGGACAUCUGUCUGCAGUGUAUUGUAUCGCAUUUGAUCGAACCGGUCUCAGGAUCUUCACAGGCUCAGAUGAUUGUUUGGUGAAGAUUUGGUCUUCGCACGAUGGAAGGCUUCACUCAACAUUGAGAGGACACUCUGCAGAAAUCACAGACUUGGCUGUCAACUAUGAAAACACACUAAUUGCUGCAGGAAGCUGUGACAAGACCAUCCGUGUGUGGUGCCUUCGUACCUGUGCUCCUAUGGCUGUGCUGCAGGGACACAGUGGAUCCAUUACCUCCAUUCAGUUUUCACCUUUUGCCAAGGGCUCCAAACGUUACAUUCUGUCCACUGGAACGGAUGCUACUGUCUGCUUCUGGCAGUGGGAUGUCAACAACAUCAGCUUCAGUGAUCGGCCAUACAAGUUUACAGAGCGGCCAAGGCCAGGGGUCCAGACUGUGUGCUCCUCGUUCAGUCCAGGUGGGAUGUUCUUGGCAACAGGAAGCACAGACGAUGUCAUUAGAAUAUACUACCUGGGAAGCGGGAGUCCAGAGAAGAUAUCAGAGCUCCAUGAGCACACGGAUAAGGUGGACAGCAUCCAGUUCUGCCACUCAGGUGAAAGGUUUGUAAGCGGAAGUCGAGAUGGAACGGCUCGAAUCUGGAGGCUGCAUCAGCGGCAGCGCUGGAGAUGCAUCCUACUCAACAUGUCCGCAACUCUUCCUGGUGCUGAACCAACAAACGAAGAGGAAAACUACUUUAAACCCAAAGUUACCAUGGUUGCGUGGGAUCGCCAUGACAAUACAGUCGUCACGGCUGUUAACAACCAUCUCCUCAAAGUGUGGAACUCCUACACAGGACAGCUGCUACAUAUCCUAAAAGGCCAUGAAGAUGAGGUGUUUGUCCUCGAACCUCACCCCUUUGAUGCCAGGAUCAUCCUGUCUGCUGGCCACGACGGGAACGUCUUCAUCUGGGAUCUACAACGAGGAAAAAACACCUGGCAUUACUUCAACAUGAUUGAGGGUCAGGGUCAUGGAGCCGUUUUUGACUGCAAAUUCACUCCUGAUGGUCAGCGGUUUGCCUGCACAGACUCACACGGCCAUCUGCUCAUCUUUGGCUUUGGCAGCUCCAAACCGUACGAAAAGCUGCCAGACCAGGUGUUCUUCCACACAGAUUACAGGCCGCUGAUUCGUGAUGCCAAUGGGUUUGUGCUGGAUGAGCAAACACAGCAAGCUCCCCAUCUGAUGCCCCCUCCGUUCUUGGUCGAUGUAGAUGGAAACCCCCAUCCACCCAGAUACCAGCGUCUCGUCCCGGGCAGGGAGAACAUCGCUGCCGAGCAUCUGGUUCCUCAGCUGGGAUAUGUAGCUACUAGCGAUGGCGAGGUGGUGGAGCAGGUGAUCAGCCAGCAGACGGCAGAACCCGAGGAGGUUUCAGUGAGACGCAGCAGCCUUCUGGACGAGGCGAUCCGACAGCUGCAGGAACAACAGGACCGGCAGAACCAGCUCGGGACAGAAGCAGCACCAGGUCCUGAUGCCAGACCAGAAGGCCAGAUGUUGGCACCAGCACCAAGUACUCCACGCAGAGUGUCUGUGAAUGAGCGAGCAGAUGUGCAGUCACCUCCUAAUGUGGGUCUGAGACGAAGUGGCCAGGUGGAGGGUGUGAGGCAGAUGCACCAAAAUGCUCCUCGCAGUCAGAUGGCCACAGAAAGAGACCUGCAGGCUUGGAGGCGCAGGGUGGUGGUUCCUGAACUGGCAGCUAGUAACUACAGGAACCAGGAGGAUGUUCGCACAGCCAGAGGAGAUGAGGAGGUUUUCCUGUACAACACAAAGAAGAGAUGGAUUAUCUAUGGCAGCUGUCGGGAUGAUUCAGACGAGGAACCUUCGGCUGCAAAGCGAGUUCACAGCCGCAGAGGUUCCUCAGAUCUUAUCGAGUUCUCAUGUGAAGAAGGCGAGGAGACGGCUAGUUCAGAUAUUCACUCUGAGGACAAUGACCUUGAUGGCAGUGAACUGGAUACCUCCAAUGAUGAGGAAGAGUGGAACAGUGACAGCUCUAACCAUACAUCCAGCGAGUACUCUGACUGGACAGCAGAUGCUGGCAUAAACCUGCAGCCCUCCACUCCGCUGUCCUCACGUAAGCGAGUGAGGCGCAAACUCAGCAGCUCUGAGGAAGAGGAUGAAGAAGACAAUGAGGAAGAGGAGGAGAAGCAGCAAAGUGAGGAGGAGGAAAAACCAGUCAAGAAAAGCAAAGAGAAAGCUAAGAAAGCCAAAGCCAAGUCACCCCGGCGUCCAAAGCCCCGACCAUCGAUUAACAGAGAAGUGUCAAAUGAGUUCAGGCCAUCAGCGUGGAUCACCGAUGUCAUUCCCAGGAAGUCUCCUUUUGUUCCACAGAUGGGCGAUGAGGUGAUCUACUUCCGCCAGGGCCAUGAGGCCUAUGUGGAUGCUGUGAGUCGCAGUGAGCUCUAUCCCAUCAAUCUGGAAAAACAACCAUGGAAAAAAAUGGAGCUGCGGGAUCAAGAGUUUGUGAAAAUCACUGGUAUUAAAUAUGAAGUUUGCCCUCCAACGCUCUGCUGUCUGAAGCUGACUCUUAUCGACCACGGCACCAAGAAAAUCACAGACAAAUCAUUUUCUAUCAAGUACCACGACAUGCCAGAUGUGAUCGAUUUUCUGGUGUUGAGGCAGAGUUAUGACGAGGCGCUCCGUCGAAACUGGCAGCCAAAUGACAGGUUUCGCUCAGUGAUCGACGAUGCCUGGUGGUUUGGGACCAUCGUCUGUCAGGAGCCCUACCAGCCGGAAUACCCAGAUAGCCUCUUUCAGUGCUUCAAAGUCAGAUGGGACAACGGAGAAACCGAAAAGCUCAGUCCCUGGGACGUGGAACCUAUACAGGACGAUGCCCAGCCCCCUGACACAGAUGGAGGAGGUAUCCCUGCGACAGCGGAGGAGAUGAAAGAGCUGAUGUACAAACCUGUACCAGGGGAGUGGGGCGAGCGGAGCAGGGACGAGGAGUGUGAACGCAUCAUCGCCGGUAUCGAGCAGCUCAUUACUCUCGAGAUUGCAGCUCCGUUUUCUGGUCCGGUAGACUUAAUCCAGUAUCCCACCUACUGCACCGUGAUCGCCUAUCCCACCGAUCUGGGCACAGUCAGACUGCGGCUCAUCAACAGAUUUUACAGGCGCCUCUCUGCAUUAGUUUGGGAAGCCAGGUAUAUUGCACAUAACGCCCGCACUUUCAAUGAGCCAAGAAGCAAGAUUGCCCACUCUGCAAAAAUCAUCUCAAGCGUUCUCCAGAAAUUUGUCAAUAACCCAAGCUGCACAGAUAUUUUGGAGAUCUACAAUGCUGUGGAGGAGAUGGACGAUGAUGAUGAGGAAGAAGAAAUGGAAGCACCAGGCACAUCCUCAGGACAUAGACUACGUCAGCACUCAGUGGAGGUCUUGCCAGACCGAGAUUCUUGGAAGGAACAUUGUAGGCAUCUGGUCAACUAUAUAUUUGAAUGUGAAGACUCAGAACCGUUCAGACAGCCUGUGGAUCCUGAGAACUAUCCUGAUUAUCUUGACAUUAUUGAUACUCCAAUGGACUUUGGCACAGUGAAAAGGACUCUGGAUGAAGAUCGCUAUGAAAACCCUAUAGAGCUGUGCAAAGACACGCGCUUAAUAUUUGCCAAUGCUAAGGCUUACACGCCCAACAAACGCUCCAAGAUUUACAGCAUGACCUUGCGACUCUCUGCCUUCUUCGAGGAGCAGAUCAGAACAAUCAUAUCAGAGUACAAAACUGCCGUCAAAAGCAGUGACCGACUGCGCCGUAGUCAGAGAUUUCGCAAGAAAAUGCAGCAGCAGGAUCAGUCCUCAGCCACAACAAGCAGUCAAAAAAAGUCCGCUGUUAAAACUCAGGAAAAAUCGGAGUCAAUGUCCAUAACAAAAUCUACCUCAGCCAAAGUGUCUGUUCCUGAGAGAGCGAGACGGAGUCGAGGCAGAAGCUCAGGUCUAAGCUCCUCAGAGGACGACUCCGGCUCCAAAGCUGCCUCAUCCACGGCAGAGUCUGAAAGCGAGAAUGAACAGAGUGAUUCAGAUGAUGAGGAGACACGUCCAGCGUCUUCAAAGCGUCAUCAAAGCAGACACAAAGCCAGAGUUACAAGAAGCAAAACUUCCAAGAAGAAGAAAAAAGCUGCUAAGAGUGACAGUGAAGACGAGGAGGAGGAAUGUGAGAGUGAAGGAGAGGAUGAAGAAGACGGAGAUGUUUCCUCCAAGUCUUCAGACCAUCAGUAUACGAGCAGAAGCACACGACAGACCAGAAACAGAACCGCCAGAGACAGAACAAGAGCAGAAGGCAGAGCAGAAAUGAACGGCCACAGCAGCAGGGCGUCACGUCGAGAAAGGCACCAUCACCGCAACUCUGACCGAGCCUCCUCCCAUGACUCGGACCGGGAAGAAGAGGUGACCGUUCCCAGGUUCCUCAAGAGAAAAACAGCGAGGGCUGCUGUCAGUAAGAUGAAACGACUGGAGGCAUCCGAUGAAGACUAUGAAGAGGAAGAGAGGAAGCCAAGAAGAAGAAGAAGAAGCAGCAGCUGCCUCCGCCACACAUCUCGCAUUGGCAAACGCACUGCGGUGAUCCAGAGCAGCUCUGAGUCGGACGGAGAGUUGUCAACUGAAGGUUCCCAGAAUACUAAGGAAUCUGACAGCGAAUCCAUGGGUGAGGAAGAUGGGACUGGGAGCGAGGUUUCAUCCUCUUCCCAGAUUAAACAGAAUGGAGUUAACAAGAAAACCAAACACACUGCCAAAACAAGGACAAAUGAUACGUUGUCCCAAGUGAACGGACACAGUGGAAAAAAUAAAUUUGAAAGCAACUCUGAGCAAGAAGAGACUGCAAAGGAGGAGGAAGACCAGAUACCUCUGUCUCACAAACCGUCUAGAAGCACUGCUGGAAGAAGUAGGAUUACAAGUGAGGAGGAGGCGGAGGAGAGCGAUGAGCGCCAAACCACACAAAAUAAAGCUCCUGUAAGUUCAGAUGAAGAGUACUGUGCCAAAAAACGGCCUCAACAAAAUGGAAGGACUGAUAAAGAAUCAUUCCAUAGGGACUCUAAGAAAAAAAGUAAAGUGUCAGCAUCAAAAAGCCAAGACAAACAAAAAUCUGCCUCAACAAAAAUACUGGAUGGUGGGGAAUCCGAUGAACUCAGUGAUCCUCCUCCAAAACGAUCCAGCCCACAGAAGAAAGGGACGAAGAAAGUGGAAAGAAGUCCCUCCAGCAAUGGGUCUGACCUUGAAAUAAGGAAACUAACCAGAAGCAAAACCAAAAGGCCUCACUCCACGUCGGCUUCGGAAAGUUCUGAGGAGUACAAACCCCAGAGGAAGUCGUGGAGGAAACACUCCACUGGAUCGUCAGACCAAGAGUCGGAUCAUUCCGAUGACGCGUCAAAAAGACGGCUGAACCUUCGCGCUCUACCCAAAAAGAAAUACAUAGUUGACAACUCUCUUUCCGAGGAAGAUGUGACGCGAGAAAACCAGCGGGGGCAAAAAACCAGCAACAAGAGAGAGUUGGAGUCGAGGGAAGAGGGGUACAACACAAGAGUGUCCAGGAGAACGUCUCCCAGUGAAGGAAGGAAUCAGGUCACUUCCAAGAGGAAACGGAUUUACACCUCAGACUCCGAGGAUGAGGAGGAAGACGCACAGAAGGAGCCUCUAAACAUCAGCAAUAGUAACAGCAGGUCGGGCUCCUCCAAGAGCUUUAAAAGGGAAUCCAAGCAAGAUGACAAAGAGAGUGACACUUCAUCCCACUCUGAUUCCAGAGAGGAGGAAGAAGAGGAGGACAUUCAGUCAAACAGGAGGAGGAAAAGCCUUAGGCAGCCAAAGCCUAAACGGAAGAAAAGCUACAGCAGCAGCAAACACAGUUCAGACUCAGAAAGCAAGCAGAUGUUUUCAGCCUCUGAAAACUCCUUUUCCAGCUCAGGGUCUCACAGCAGUCCAAAGAGGAGAAGUCGCAUGCAAACGGAAAGGCCCACGAGCUGCAAGCUCAGACUGCGCCGCCAUCAACGCAUCUUAGAGGAGGACAGCGAACCACAGAGGAUGAGACGCGUCAACACUCGGAACCGAGGCAAGCGGACUGUUAGUUACCGCGACAGUGAAUGAAAGCGCGGCUGGAGGCUUCACCGGGAAGACGGACAUUUACUGGACAGGUUGGGGACACUUGAUGGCCAAGUUAUGGUAGUAGCACUGGAGUCCUCAACAAUAAAAUGCUGUGAAUCUGUUUCAUUCAGGGAUAUUAUUUAUAUUUUCUAUGAAAAAACGUGUUUAUAGAUGUAAUACAAAUUCAAGCAUUUGAACUGCUAGUUUUCACAAGGACACAGGACAAACAUCACCUGCUGUGGUGGUGGUUGUGAUUUGGCAGAAUAACAGUUUCUGGGGAAUCUUGUCAGCUUGGGUGCUAUCCUAAUAUACCUCUGUUUAAUCGAGCAUAUUGCUGGCUUGCACUAAGAAACACUGUAAUGAGGUAUUUCAUACACUAGUUUUGCAUUAGAAACUCAGGGGUCAACUAAGUUUACUGUAGUCUGGAGAGAUGCAGUUUGUUUUGGGGUUUUUUUGUUGUUGUUUUUGGUUUUCUUUUAGAUAAGGUAAGGACGAUAAAUGAUUCCAGAUUGGCAGAUGUCUGAGCACAUCAACUGGAUCCAAAAAAUCCACGCCUACAUUUUUUACUUCAGCACUCCUUUGUAAAUCCACACACCUAAAGCUUGACUGUAUUGUGAGGUGAGCCAAAUGAACUCUUCCCCACACAUUUCUUAUUUUGUUUUGCUUUGUAUUGUAGUGAAUAGAUGUAAAUACGUCAUUGAGAUUUAACAAUUAGUUGCUAGCAAAGUGCUUAUUUAAAUCUGACCGGGGUUGUCGUCUUUUUCUUUUCUUUACGUUUAACUGCAUUUUCUUGCCAUGUGUCACAAGUUGGUACUUUUUUUUGCCAAGUACGAAUAACCAACAGUACUUAAAGCAAGAUACUGCAAUUUCUCAUAUUGGGAAGAUCUUUUAUCAUUGUCCUGUGUUACCUACUUUCAGUAUUAAAUUCUUUUUGCAGAGUUGACUUAAAUAUUUUCCCGGCCAUGUUUUCUUUUUGUUUGAGGACGUUUCCAAAUACAGUCGCUUGGUGACCUUUCGCUCAACAUUUUUCGUACUACACCUUUAAUAGAUUUCACAGUGAAACUGUUCAUGAAAUGUGGUUGUGGAGUGCAAUGAAAUAAUUAUUUCUCCCAUGAAUAAAGACAUCAGAUCAAGGUGUAA
Molecule: messenger RNA, 7975 nt
Organism: Xiphophorus maculatus (southern platyfish)
Lineage: Eukaryota; Metazoa; Chordata; Actinopteri; Cyprinodontiformes; Poeciliidae
Gene: brwd1
Product: bromodomain and WD repeat-containing protein 1
Exons: 44
Coding region: 218-6838 (2206 amino acids)
Biological process (GO): cytoskeleton organization; regulation of cell shape; regulation of transcription by RNA polymerase II
Cellular component (GO): nucleus
Molecular function (GO): protein binding
Source: RefSeq, a predicted model, not a curated record